UAAAUACGUGGCUGAGGGAUUGGAACAGGGGGCAGGGAUUCAGAUUUCUGGAUCAUUGGGACCUCUUUUGGGGCGGGUGUGACCUGUACAAAAAGGACGGGUUGCACUUGAAUUCUAAGGUGACCAAUAUCCUGGCCGGGAGGUUUGCUAAGGCUACUGGGGAGAGUUUAAAAUAGAAUUGUUGGGGUGGGAACUGAAAUGAAGAGACUGGGGAAGAAGAUGUUGGCUCACAAAUAGAGAAAGCUUGGAGACGGUGUGUGAGGGAGAAUAGGCAGGUGAUAGAGAAGGGAUGCGCUCAGACCGACAGUUCUUUUUAACGCAAGGAGUAUUGUGAACAAAGCGGAUGAGCUUCGAGCGUGGAUCAGUACUUGGAGAUAUGAUGUGGUGGCCAUUACAGAGACUUGGAUGGCUCAGGGACAGGAAUGGUUACUUCAAGUGCUGGGUUUUAGAUGUUUCAGAAAGGACAGGGAAGGGGGCAAAAGAGGUGGGGGGUGGCACUGUUGAUCAGAGAUAGGGUCACGGCUGCAGAAAAGGUGGAUGUCAUGGAGGGAUUGUCUACGGAGUCUCUGUGGGUGAAGGUUAGGAACAGGAAUGGGUCAAUAACUUUACUGGGUGUUUUUAUAGGCCGCCCAAUAAUAACAGGGAUAUCGAGGAGCAGAUAGGGAAACAGAUCCUGGAAAGGUGUAAUAAUAACAGAGCAGUCCUGAUGGGAGAUUUUAAUUUCCCAAAUAUUGAUUGGUAUCUCCUUUGAGCGAGGGGUUUAGAUGGGGUGGAGUUUGUUAAGGUGUUCAGGAAAGUUUCUUGACACAAUAUGUAGGUAAGCCUACAAGAGGAGAGGCUGUAUGUACUUGAUUUGGUUUUGGGAAAUGAACCUGGUCAGGUGUCAGAUCUCUCAUUGGGAGAGCAUUUUGGAGAUAGUGAUCAUAAUUCUAUCUCAUUUACAACAGCAUUGGAGAGAGAUAUGAACAGACAAGUUAGAAAAGUGUUUAAUUGAAAUAAGGGGAAUUAUGAGGCUAUCGGGCAGGAAAUUGGAAGCUUAAAUUGGAAACGAAUGUUCUCAAGGAAAAGUAUGGAAGAAAUGUGGCAAAUGUUCAAGGGAUAUUUGUGUGGAGUUCUGUGUAGGUACGUUCCACUGAGACAGGGAAGUUAUGUUAGGGCACAGGAACCAUGGUGUACAAAGGCUGGCAUAAAUCUAGUCAAGAAGAAAAGAAAAGCUUACAAAAGCUUCAGAGAGCUAGGUAAUGUUAGAGACCUGGAAGAUUAUAAGGCUAAAAGGAAAGAGCUUAAGAAGGAAAUUAGAAGAGACAGAAGGGUCCAUGAGAAGGCCUUGGCAGGCAGGAUUAAGGAAAACCCAAAGACAUUCUACAAGUAUGUGAAGAGCAAGAGGAUAAGACAUGAAAGAAUAGGACCUAUCAAGUGUGACAGUGGGAAAGUGUGUAUGGAACUGGUGGAAAUAGCAGAGAUACUUAAUGAAUACUUCAGUAUUCACUAUGGAAAAGGAUCUUGAUGAUUGUAGUGAUGACUUGCAACAGACUGAAAAGCUUGAGCAUGUAGAUAUUAAGAAAGAGGAUGUGCUGGAGCUUUUGGAAAGCAUCAAGCUGGAUAAGUCACCAGGACUGGAUGAGAUGUACCCUGGACUACUGUGGGAGGUGAGGGAGGAGAUUGCUGACCCUCUGGCAAUGAUCUUUGCAUCAUCAAUGGGGACGGGAGAGAUUCCAGAGAAUUGGAGGGUUGCGGAUGUUGUUCCUUUAUUCAAGAAAGGGAGAAGAGAUAACCCAGGAAAUUAUAGACAGUGAGUCUUACCUCAGUGGUUGGUAAGUUGAUAGAGACGAUCCUGAAAGGCAGAAUUUAUGAACAUUUGGAGAGGUAUAAUAUGAUUAGCAAUAGUCAGCAUGGCUUUGUCAAGGGCAGGUCGUGCCUUGCGAGCCUGAUUGAAUAUUUUGAGGAUGUGACUAAACACAUUGAUGAAGAAAGAGCAGUAGAUGUAGUGUAUAUGGAUUUUAGCAAGGCAUUUGAUAAGGUACCCCAUGCAAGGCUUAUUGAGAAAGUAAGGAGGCAUGGGAUCCAAGGGGACCUUGCUUUGUGGAUCCAGAACUGGCUUCCCCACAGAAGGCAAAGAGUGGUUGUAAGCGGGUCAUAUUCUGCAUGGAGGUUGGUGACCAGUGGAGUGCCUCAGGGAUCUGUUUUGGGACCCUUACUCUUCGUGAUUUUUAUAAAUGACCUGGAUGAGGAAGUAGAGGGAUGGGUUUGUAAGUUUGCUAAUGACACAAAGGUUGGAGGUGUUGUGGAUAGUGUGGAGGGCUGUCAGAGGUUACAGAGGGACAAUGAUAGGAUGCAAAACUAGGCUAAGAAGUGGCAGAUAGAGUUCAACCCAGAUAAGUGUGAAAUGGUUCAUUUUGUUAGGUCAAAUAUGAUGGCAGAAUAUUGUAUUAAUGGUAAGACUCUUGGCAGUGUGGAGGAUCAGAGGGAUCUUGGGGUCCGAGUCCAUAGGGCACUCAAAGCAACUGCGCAGGUUAACUCUGUGGUUAAGAAGACAUAUGGUGUAUUGGCCUUCAUCAAUCGUGGAAUUGAAUUUAGGAGCCGAGGGGUAAUGUUGCAGCUAUAUAGGAUGCUGGUCAGACCCCACUUGGAGUACUGUGCUCAGUUCUGGUUGCCUCACUACAGGAAGGACGUGGAAACCAUAGAAAGGGUGCAGAAGAGAUUUACAAGGAUGUUGCCUGGAUUGGGGAGCAUGCCUUAGGGCUGAAAUGGUUGCCACAAGAGGACACAGGUUUAAGGUGCUGGGGAGCAGGUACAGAGGAGAUGUCAGGAGUAAGUUUUUUACUCAGAGAGUGCUGAGUGCAUGGAAUGGGCUGCCAGCAACGGUGGUGGAGUCAGAUACGAUAGGGUCUUUAAAGAGACUUUUGGAUAGGUACAUGGAGGGCUAUAGGUAAGCCUAGUAAUUUCUAAGGUAGGGACAUGUUCGGCACAGCUUUGUGGGCCGAAGGGCCUGUAUUGUGCUGUAGGUUUUCUGUGUUUCUAUGAGUGUGCUGCACAGACCAAAGUUCGAAGUACAGCCCUGAAAAUCAUUUUACCAGUCUUGGGCAGCUUUGUAUUGAGCCGCCAACAGUCCAAAUCCUCGGGUACCUGGUGUUCAGGGGUGGGGGUUGGUUGGAGAAUCUCUUUUCCUGGGCUUGGCCAGGGUUGCCGUCCAUUGGUCCAAGUGUCUUUUGCAGGGCUUUUGUCAGAGAUACAUCUGCUCCCAGAUGCCUGCUGGGGCAGCACCCACUGGUCGGCUGGAGGAGCUGAAAAGCAUUGGUCACAAUUUAAUCCGAAACUGGUGUAAAAGAUGUCAGGUUAUUGUUUCAAAGGAAAAUUGGGCUCUUGGGGAAGGGCUGCGUACUAGGAUGUGGUGCCUCUCAUUGGUAGAAUGUCCUCCAUUGUACCAACGAGUACAACUAAAACCAUAAGAUGCUGGAGCAGAAUUAGGCUAUUUCGCCCAUUGAGUCUUUCACCAUUCUAUUGUGGGCUUAUUUUGAAGAACAAUGAUGAAAAUAAUCUGUCAUCUUAUUGCUGUAUUGAUACACCUUGGAGCUGGUGGUCAUUCUAAACCCAACAUGGUAACUAAAAAUGUUAUAGCCAUCCUUGGCCAGUCUGUCACGCUGGAAUGCAGUGUCAAGACAUCGCUAGAGCAUUGCUUCAUCAACUGGCAACGGAAGAAGACUCAUCAGGUUGUCCACAGCUACUAUUAUAACCAAAAUCAGCAUAAAUUUCAGGAUUCACAAUAUACAGGCAGGACGACACUAUUCCCUGAAGAGUUUAAAAAUGGGAAUGCUUCCCUGAAACUCAACAGAGUGAAUUCACUGGAUUCUGGAUUAUAUCAGUGUUACACUACUUGCAACAGCAGUCAUGAAAGUCUUCUGAAUGUUACUGUUGCAGCAUAUUACGAUGAGCCAGUUUUGUCAAUCAAGCAGAAGUUUUCCAGCUGUAUUCUAACGUUCGAGUCGCAUGGUCUCCCAGUUGCAGAUGUUUCGUGGUACAACGGAGAUAGUCUGAAUCGUUCCAUUUCAGCUAAACAUGUGUUCUGGACAUCUGACGACGGCCUAUACACAAUCCAAAGCUCAACGCAAGUUGAUAUCAGAGAAAAAACAAACUAUACAUUUGUGCUAAGAAAUGUUGCUCUCAAUCAAACCAUUUUGAGGACACUAAGUUUUACUUCAGAUGCUGUCUAACCUGCUGAGUAUUUCCAGAAGCUUUCAUCUCAGACUUCCAGUAUCUGUGGUGUUUUGCUUUCCAAAGAAAAAGUCAGUGGAUCUACCUUCUUCUGGAAGGAGUGAGGAGAAGACCAUAAGACAUAGUGUUAGGUAUUUGUGACAUGACAGUGGUACCCUUGUCACGUGACUGAGGUUGAAGCUAUACUGGACUUGAGGUAAUGGUCUUGUGAUGGUGGAGUGACGUCAUUUUCCCGCCAGUAGAGAUCAUGUGACAGGUUUUUUUUACAGGUUAUAAAAGGAAGACCCCACCCUGUGAGGAGGGGCAGUUCGUGGCUGGAUUUGCCAAGUUGACUUAAUGCCACUGCGUCAUUUAGUUGAAAGAUGAAGUUUUAUCUAAUGCCUAAAGUUUAAAAGGUCAUUGCCAGCAGGUUCUUUACAAUACUGCUAGUUUGAGAAUCAGUGGAGAGUGAAGAUCGGAGUUCGGGAGUUAAAGAUCGAGGAGAAUCGAUUUCUAUGGUGAAAUGGGUUCGACCUUUGUUUGAUCCUUAUUUGAAAGGAUUUCGUUGACUAUUCUCGUGUUAAUCCCUGAGAAUAGCAGAAAGGAUUGAGGAUAGUGUGGAAGGAAAGGUCAGUGCCUUUAAGCCGUUCCGUUUCAUAAAAUUCUUCGUGGGAAAAGUUCGACAUCGGGGACUGAAGAAAAACGACGUGAAAGAGAAUUUAAAUCGUCUUAAAAAGUCUCUCCCUUAAAUGGACUGUGAGCAUUUCGAACUUUUGGCAAUACUACUUUAAAGAACUGUUUUUGCAACAUCGCUUUAAGAACUAUUUGAGCUGCAUCACUUUAAGAACUGUUUAGGCUGCCGCACAGCAGCUGUUUCCGGUUACGUUGGUGUUUGUUUACUUUUAGGGGGUUUGUUUUCAGUGAUUAAUAAACGUGUCAUUUGUUAUACAAACCCUUGCCUAACUCAUAUAUUUAUUGUUGCCUGAAUACGUAACAAUAGGAGCAGGAUAGCCAUUCGUAAAUCACCUAAUAUUUUGGGUAUUACUUCGGGGGGGGGGGGACAUAUAUCAUUAUAUCAUUAUAUGCUGAUGAUUUGUUAUUAUACAUAUCUGACCCUGAAAGAUCUAUUCCUGCUAUUUUGUCCUUGCUUGCUCAGUUUAGUAACUUUUCUGGUUAUAAAUUGAAUUUUAAUAAGAGCAAAUUAUUUCCAUUAAAUAUGCAAGUUCCAAUUAUAAAGAUUUACCAUUUAAAGUUGUUACAGAUUAUUUUACUUAUUUAGGUAUUAAAAUUACUAAAAAACAUGAAGAUUUAUUUAAAGCUAACUUUUUACCCUUAAUUGACCAAAUUAAGCAACUUGCUAUUAGGUGGUCUCCACUAUCUUUGUCAUUGGUUGAUAGAGUUAAUGCUAUUAAGAUGAUGGUAUUACCUAAAUUCUUAUAUUUAUUUCAAGCAUUACCAAUUUUUAUUCCUAAAUCUUUUUUUGAUAUUAUUGACUCCAAAACAUCUUCCUAUCUAUGGCAGAAUAAAAAUCCUAGACUAGGUAAAAAAUAUUUACAGAAGCCUAAGAAGGAGGGCGGUUUGGCUUUGCCAAACUUGAGAUUUUACUAUUGGGCAGUUAAUAUACGAUAUUUAAUAUUUUGGACACAAGAAUUGAUUACAGCUGCUUGCCCACAAUGGGUAAAUUUGGAAUGUAAAUCUGUACAAGUCUUUUCACUGUUUUCAAUCUUAGGAUUUUCACUUCCUUUUUCUUUAUCUAAAUUGAAUAAACAAAUAACUAAUCCUAUAGUCAAAUACACAUUGCGAAUUUGGUUUCAAUUUUGUAAAUUUUUUGGUUUGAAUAAGUUUAUUUUAUCAUGCCCUAUAAUAUCUAACUAUUUCUUUCGGCCCUCUUAUAUGGAUCAAGCUUUUCUUUUAUGGAAAACAAAAGGUAUAACAUGUUUUCAUGAUUUGUUUUUGGAUGAUAGCGUUAUGUCCUUUGAACAGCUAUCUAAUAAAUAUAAUUUACCUAAAACCCAUUUUUUUAGAUAUUUGCAAGUUAGAAAUUUUUUGUAUAAGGAGUUACAGUUUUUUCCGAAAUUAUGUCCAUUGGACAUUACGGAAAGAAUUCUAGCUCUGAAUCCUUGUCAAAAGGGUUUAGUAGCUGUCAUUUAUAAUAUGAUCAUGAAAAUACAGCCAGAUGUAUCAGAAAAAAUUAAGAAGGAAUGGGAAAAAUCUUAUAUCCACUGAGCAGUGGGAGAAAAUUUUACUAUUAGUCAAUUCGUCCUCUGUUUGUGCUAAACAUGCCCUAAUACAAUUUAAGGUUGUACAUAGAGCUUAUAUGUCUAAGGAUAAACUUGCUCGAUUUUAUUCUCAUGUUAAUCCAACCUGGGACACAUGUCAUUCUGAUGUCGCUUCAUUGACCCAUAUGUUUUGGUCUUGUCCUUGUUUACAAAAUUACUGGAAGGAUAAUUUCAGUAUUAUUUCAAGAGUUCUGAAUAUCAAUUUCCAACCGCAUCCUUUUACUGCAAUUUUUGGUUUACCAAUGGUGGAUAAUAGUCGUUUAUCCGCUUCAUCUCGACGAAUGAUUGCAUUUGUUACAUUAAUGGCUAGAAGAUCUAUUUUAUUGAAUUGGAAAGAAAUUAAUCCUCCAACUAUAUUUCAGUGGCUUUCUCAAACUAUCUCUUGUUUGAGCUUAGAAAAAAUUAGAAGUGUUGUUUUUGAUCCUUCAGUUAAAUUUGAAGAAACUUGGAGACCAUUUAUUCAACAUUUUCAUAUGAGUUAAAUUGUCUUUUCCUAAACCUUAAUUUUAUUAUCCUUAAUUAUUUGGAUGGAGGUUCAGAGUUAUUGGUGCUACUGUAUGUAUUUAACAUUAUGCAAUGGCCCAUGUUGGUUAGUGUUUUUUUUUCCUCUUUUUUUUUUGUUUUUUUUUCUUUUUGUUUCUUUUGUUCAUAAAUACUGUGAGUUUGGGAGGCCAUAUAUAUUGAUUAUUAUAUAUUUGAAUGUCUACUUAAACUAUC
Hypanus sabinus (Atlantic stingray) is the source of this 7187-nucleotide messenger RNA. RefSeq names its product CD276 antigen-like. The record is from RefSeq and is a predicted model, not a curated record. The coding region runs from base 3525 to 4211 and encodes 228 amino acids. Lineage: Eukaryota; Metazoa; Chordata; Chondrichthyes; Myliobatiformes; Dasyatidae. The transcript is spliced from 5 exons.